This is a messenger RNA of Drosophila montana, 14908 nucleotides long. RefSeq names its product terribly reduced optic lobes (gene trol). The record is from RefSeq and is a predicted model, not a curated record. The coding region runs from base 175 to 13995 and encodes 4606 amino acids. Gene Ontology annotation, biological process: cell-cell adhesion. Gene Ontology annotation, molecular function: cell adhesion molecule binding. The transcript has 48 exons. NCBI's taxonomy places the organism in Eukaryota, Metazoa, Arthropoda, Insecta, Diptera, Drosophilidae. Gene Ontology annotation, cellular component: neuron projection; plasma membrane; cell-cell junction.
UGCCAUAAACAUCGUAACCUUUUUCUUUCUUUACCACGUCUAAACGCAUCAGAAGCAACAACUCGAAUACGAACCCUAAAACUGCCCAAUUAAAUAAUCAAAAUAACCAAAUAGCUGCCAAACAAAGAAAAAAAAAUAGGAGAAAAAAAAACCCCCGCACACACACACACAAGGAUGGGAUCAACGGGAUCCCAAACGGGCGCCGCGACGUUGCGGCAGCGACACGCGAUGUCGCUGCUCUGGCGCCUCUUCGCCGUUGUCCUCGUUCUGAACGCCUGCCAUGUGCCGAUGCUGAAUGCCAAGCAAAUCUCAAGUCUCGAUGACAAUGACAACAUGUUCUUCGAUCUGGAGGAUCAGACCCCGUUCACGGGGUCCGACAAUCUGCAGCCGUAUACGCCACUCAGCGACGAGCCAGCCGUGGAGGGCAAUUGGUUCCAUCAGGGCGUGAGGCGUGUGCGUCGCGAGCUGAAUCGGCUCUUUGGCGGCAACGAUGUCCAUCACAGGCAGAAGCGAGCCAAGAAGCCGGCCCUCAAGAAGCGUGCCGCGCUCAAGAAGCGACAACAACGUCCGAUCAGUCCCCGGAAACGGGCCUCCGACGAUUACGAGAACGAGGUGGGCUCCGGCAACGAUGGCCUGGAAACCGUUCUAUACCGCACACGAUUCACCGUCAAUGAGCCGUACGAGAACGACUUUAAUGACAAGCAGAGCGAACAGUUUCUCAAUCUGACCGAGGAGAUUGGCCUGGGUAUGCGCGAACUCUUCCGGCGCUCCUACGAGGGCGAUGACGACGAUGUCGAUUUGCGCUCCACUCUGCUGCAAGUCGGACCGACAAACGAUCAAUACAAGAGCUAUGUGAUUGUCAAUCUGGAUAUACCCACCGAUGUGCUGGACUUCGAGAGCAAGCUGCGCCAUCAGCUGCAGACAUACAAUCGGAUUGGCAAUCAGAGCGCCUCGCUGGACGAUGAUUUCUAUUUCCGUCUGAUAUUGGAUCCUAACGCCCCUGAAACGACCGAACCGACUGACGAGGAAGAUGGCUCCGGAGAACCGGAAUGCCGAGGUGACUCGACAUUCUACUGCUACCGCAGCAACACUCGCGUCUGCGACGAGAUGAGAUGCGAUGGCAAAAAUAAUUGUCCCCAAGGCGAAGAUGAAGAAGAUUGUACCGGGACCCUCGAGGUUUGCAAAGAUGAUGAAUUCAAGUGCGACGAUCGCUGCCUGCCGCUCUUUAUGCGCUGCGAUGGCCGGAUACAUUGUAACGAUGAGACAGACGAGGCUGGUUGCCCCAAUAAAGAGGAAGAUGAGCCCGAACCCGAACCUGAACCCGAGCCCGAACCACGACCCGAUCAGGAUCAAGAUCAAGAUCGUGAACAAGAUCGCGAACAAGAUCGCGAACAAGAUCGCGAACAAGAUCGCGAACAAGAUCGCGAACAAGAUCGCGAACAAGACCGCGAACAAGAUCGCGGUCAAGAUCGUCAGCCCGCACCCGUACCCGAGCCCCAGCCACAGGAUUGCAGUGCCAGCGAAUAUAGAUGCCGCAAUGGACAGUGCAUUGAGGCUAGCAGGCUUUGCGACAAUAUCGUGGAUUGUCCCGAUGGCGAGGAUGAGGGCGAUGAAUGCCCCGCCGCCUGCAGCGGCAUGGAGUAUCAAUGUCGCGAUGGCACCCGCUGCAUCAGCGUCAGCCAGCAAUGCGAUGGCCACGCCGAUUGCAACGAUGCCGACGAUGAGGAGCACUGCGAUGGAAUUGUGCCAAAGCUGCGUUACACGUGCCCCAAGGGCAAAUUCACCUGUCGCGAUCUCAGCUGCAUUUCGAUUGUGCAUCGCUGCGAUGGACGCGCCGAUUGUCCGCACGAUCGCUCCGACGAGGAGGGUUGCCCCUGUCUGUACGACAAAUGGCAAUGCGACGAUGGCACUUGCAUUGUCAAGGAGAUGCUCUGCAAUGGCAACAUCGAUUGCCCCGAGGAUAUAUCCGAUGAGCGCUACUGCGAGGGUGGCUACGAUGCCGAUGAUCAGUGUCAGUUUACUGAGUUCCGCUGUGGGAACGGUGAGUGCAUACCGAUGCGUCAGGUGUGCGAUAACAUCUACGAUUGUAACGAUUACACAGACGAGCAAGACUGCGGUAAGUGCUCUGUCUCUGGCAUUGUUAUCGAUAAGCAUGGCAUUAUACGCAAUUAUGCAGACCAUCACCGUCGGCGACCACCGCCGAAAAUUGGCCGCGAUAACGAUAACAAUAUUCAUAUCGGCAUGCACGAGCUCGAUGCGAAAGAGUACGCAGUGUACUUUCCCCACGACCUAUACGAAAAGUCAAGUCCCCAAAAUCCGUGCGCCGCCAAUCAAUUCGAAUGCGGGAACAAAGUCUGCAUACCGCUCCACUUGCGCUGCGAUGGCAGCUACCACUGCAACGAUAAAAGCGACGAGGAUAAUUGCGAUCGCUAUAAGCGUCCCACAACCACCAGGCGACCCGUGACGGCCGCACCGACGCCCUAUUACUGGGCAACGGUGCCGCCGGGCUCACUGGAGCGCCAGACAACAAUAGCGACACAAUCACCAUACAAAGUAACAGAAGGCCCGCGUUCAACCACUAACCCAAUACCAAUAACAACGAGAGGAGUGUCAUCAUCAUUGCCCAGCAAUUGCCUCGAAAACAUUGAAUUCGCGUGCCACAAUCGCGAUUGCAUUCCGAUUGAGAGCGUCUGCGAUGACAUUCCCGACUGCCAAGAGCAUGAGGAUGAGGACUAUGCACUUUGCAAUUGCAGCAAUGACAAGUAUAAAUGUGUGCGCGGCGGCGGUUGCAUUCCCAAAACCCAAGUCUGCGAUGGCAAAUCUCAGUGCCGCGAUGGCAGCGAUGAGAGCGCAUGCCACUUUCAUGCCAAAUUCAAUCUGAGCCGACCGAUCAUCGAAUGCCAGACCUUCCAAUACCAAUGCGGGGACGGUAGCUGCAUUUCCGGCUAUAAGCGCUGCAAUGGCAUCACCGACUGCGCCGAUGGCGCCGAUGAGUACAACUGUCUGAUCAAUUACGAGACGAACUACGACACAGACCCCGACAAUGAUCCAUUGAAUGAGUGCGAUCUGUAUUAUUUUGAGUGUGACUUUGGCCAGUGCAUACCCUUAGAGAAGAAGUGCGAUGGCUAUGCGGACUGUCAAGAUGAAACCGAUGAGCUCGAUUGUCCGGCCUUUACAGAACAUUGUCUAGAGCACGAGUUCGAGUGCGAUGAUUAUUGCAUACCACGCGAUCAGCUGUGUAACGGUAUUGUCAACUGCAACGAUGGCAACGAUGAGCGCAACUGUACUUCUUGUCGCAAUGAUGCCUAUCUCUGCAACACUGGCGAUUGCAUUGCCAGCCAGCUGCAUUGCAAUGGCAUCGCUGACUGUACCGAUGCCAGCGAUGAGCGCAACUGUGCUCGCAGCGGCUGUACGCUUUAUCAGAUUGCCUGCAACGGCGCCUGCCUCGAUUGGUCGCUGCGAUGCGAUGGUAAAUUCGAUUGCGACAAUGGCAUCGAUGAGCGCGAUUGUCCGGCUGGCAACAACAAUUUUAGAAACACAACCAGAAUUAAAACCUGCCAACCGUAUCAAUGGCAAUGCGCGAACUCUGAAUGCAUUAACGCCGAUUUUUUGUGUGACAAACAUGCCGAUUGCACGGACGAAUCGGAUGAAUUGCCGAUUAAUUGCUUGGGACAGGCCACAAAUCGGCUAACCGCCGAUGACUGCCGCCGGGAUCAAUUCUUUUGCGAUGAGUCGUGCUUCGAUCGUUCGAUAUACUGCAACGGACAUAUCGAUUGCACAGACCGCAGCGAUGAGCGCGACUGCCAUUUGCAUACCACACGUCAUCCAUUGUACCAACCGCUGCCCUGUCCACAGCACACAUGCCCCAGUGGCAGGUGCUACACGGAGAGCGAACGCUGCGAUGGCCGUCGUCAUUGCGAAGACAGCUCCGAUGAGGCCAAUUGCUGCGCUGCGGAUCAGUUCCGCUGCCGCAAUGGCGACUGUGUGUCCCAGACCGAUGUCUGCAAUGGCUUUACCCAGUGCAUGGAUGGCUCCGAUGAGGAGAACUGCGAUAUAAUGCAAUGCCAGCCGAACCAGUUCCGCUGCCGGAACGGGCAGUGCGUCAACCAGGCGUUGCGCUGCAAUGGCAAAACGGACUGUCAGGACAGCUCCGAUGAGCACAAUUGUGGUAACAGAUCGGCAACAGGCAGCACAACAACAGCCACAACCACAACUGUGGCGCCAACCACAACGAUGUCGGUGGGUGCAAAGCGCAUCAGUUGCCCACCGAGCAUGUUCCGGUGCGAGCACGGUCCUUGCCUAGCGCUCGGAUUGCGCUGUAAUGGUGUUAUCGAUUGUCCGUUCGAUGCCAGCGAUGAGCUGGACUGUGAGCCCAUCACUAAUGAGAUCGAUAUUUCCGACCCGUCUCCAGCCGGACGCAAUCAGCUGAACCUGAAGACCUAUCCCGAUAGCCAGAUCAUCAAAGAAAGGCGCGAGGUCAUCUUCCGUUGCCGUGACGAGGGUCCCGCCCGCGCCAAGGUUAGGUGGUCACGUCCCGGCGGUCGUCCCCUGCCCGUGGGCUUCACCGAUAAGGGUGGACGCUUGGAAAUACCCAACAUACGCUUGGAGGACUCUGGCACCUAUGUAUGCGAAGCUGUUGGCUAUCCGAGCUACGUUCAGGGUCAACAAGUCACCGUCCAUCUGACUGUCGAACGCUUUAACACUGUCGAACUUGAUCGCCCGCCGACAGCCUGCAGCGAAUAUCAGGCGACCUGUAUGAACGGUGAGUGCAUUGAGAAGUCGGACAUAUGCGACGGUGUGCCCAACUGCUCGGAUGGCUCGGAUGAGCACAGCUGCAGUCAGGGACGCAGAUGCCAGCCGAACCAGUUCCUGUGCAGCAACUCGAAGUGCGUGGAGCGCACCUGGCGCUGCGACGGCGAAGACGAUUGCGGUGACAAUUCCGAUGAGCAGUCCUGCGAUCCCGAGCCCAGCGGUGCUCCCUGUCGCUACAAUGAAUUCCAAUGCUCCAGCGGCCACUGCAUACCCAAGAGCUUCCAGUGCGACGAUGUGAACGACUGUCGCGACGGCAGCGACGAGUUCGGUUGCAUGGUGCCCGUGCCCAUACGCCCACCGCCACCAAUGCAAUCCCUGCUGGAGGGCCAGGCCCUCAAUCUGACAUGUACGGCAACGGGUGUGCCCAUACCGACAAUUGUUUGGCGCCUCAACUGGGGCCAUGUGCCCGACAAGUGUGUGUCGACCAGCUCCGGCGGCCGCGGCGAUCUCUAUUGCCCCAAUAUGCAGUACAAGGAUAGCGGCGCCUACUCCUGCGAGAUAAUAAAUACGCGCGGCACCCACUUCGUGACCCCCGAUACCAUUGUUAAGGUGACACCCGAUCGCAAUCAGUUCUGUGCCGCUGGAUUCUUCAAUAUGCUGGCCCGUUCCAGUGAGGAGUGCAUCAAGUGCUUCUGCUUUGGUGUCGCCAACUCCUGCGAGAGCGCCAAUCUCUUUAGCUAUGCCAUACAGCCGCCGAUAUUGUCGCAUCGCGUGGUCAGCGUCGAUCUGAGUCCCUAUCAGCAGAUUGUGAUCAACGAGGGUACCGAUCACAGCCUGCUCACCAUGCACCAUGGCGUUCAGUUCCGUGCCUCCGAUGUCCAGUACAACAGUCGCGAGACACCCUAUUUGGCCCUGCCCAGCGACUAUAUGGGCAAUCAGCUGAAGUCCUACGGUGGCGAGCUCAAAUAUGAGGUUAGCUAUUUGGGCAACGGACGUCCCCUUUCUGGGCCGGAUGUCAUCAUCACUGGCAACGGCUUCAUUCUGACCAAUCGCGUGCGCACCCAGCCCAAUCAGUCGAAUAAGGUGAGAAUCAGCUUCCUGCCCGGUAACUGGCAGAAGCCCGAUGGACGCAAGGCCACACGCGAGGAGAUCAUGAUGAUAUUGGCCAAUGUCGAUAAUAUACUGAUACGCUUGGGCUAUAUUGAUGCUGUGGCACGUGAGGUGGAGCUGACCAACAUUGCCAUGGACUCGGCCGGCACCUCGGAUCAGGGUCUGGGCAGCGCCUCCCUUGUGGAGAAGUGUAACUGCCCGCCGGGUUAUAUCGGUGAUUCGUGUGAGAGCUGCGCACCGGGCUAUGUACGCCAGCCGGGCGGUCCCUGGCUGGGUCGCUGUGUACCCUUCGUGCCAGAGCCCUGCCCGGCCGGCACCUAUGGCGAUCCUCGCCGUGGUGUGCCCUGCCGCGAUUGUCCCUGCCCCCAGAGCGGCAGCAACAACUUUGCCAGUGGCUGCCAGCUGAGUCCCGACGGCGAUGUCAUCUGCAAUUGCUAUGAAGGCUAUACUGGCAGACGGUGCGAGAGCUGCGCCGCCGGCUAUCAGGGUAAUCCGCUGGCACCUGGCGGUGCCUGCCACCGAACACCCGAGUCGACAUGCAACGUGGAGGGCACCUACAACCAAUAUAGCAAUGGCAGCUGCCACUGCAAGGCCCUGGUCACCGGCGAUCGCUGCGACAGCUGUGCCCCGAAGAGCUUCCACCUGAACUCCUUCACCUAUACCGGCUGCAUUGAGUGCUUCUGCAGCGGUCUGCAGGCGGACUGUACCAGCACCUCUUGGAAUCGCGAACAGGUCAGCAGCAGCUUUGGACGUUCCCGUGCGCCCCACGGUUUCCAGCUGGUGCGCGACUACACCCGUGUAACGCCACAGCCCGUGCCAUUCGAUACGCUUGCCUACGAGAUUAGCUUCAGAUCCAGCUCGGAUUACAGUGCCGACACCCUGUACUGGAGCCUGCCCGUACCGUUCCUGGGCAACAAGCUGACCGCUUAUGGCGGACGCCUCAACUAUACCCUUAGCUACAGUCCAUUGCCCGGUGGUCAGAUGUCGCGCAACAGUGCACCCGAUGUGGUCAUCAAGAGCGGCGAGGAUCUAACCCUUAUCCAUUAUCGCAAAUCGGCCGUCAGCCCAAGCACUUCUAGCUCAUAUGCGGUGCCCAUCAUUGAGAGCGCCUGGCAGCGCAUCGAUGGCCAAGUGGCCAAUCGCGAGCAUCUGCUAAUGGCGCUCAGCAAGAUCGAUGCCAUCUACAUCAAGGCUACGUACACUACCAGCACCAUGGAGGGCUCCCUCAAGCAGGUCGUCUUGGACAUUGCCACCGCCAACAAUUUGGGCACUCAGCGCGCCUACGAGGUUGAGGAAUGCCGUUGCCCACAGGGCUACGUUGGACUCUCUUGCGAACGCUGUGCGCCUGGCUACAAACGCAAUCCCGAGGAGGGUCUCUAUCUGGGCCUGUGCGAGCCCUGCGAAUGCAAUGGCCACUCCACGCAAUGCGAUGCCGAGACUGGCGAGUGCCUGAACUGUGCGGACAAUACCGAGGGUGAGAACUGCGAGCGCUGCGCCGGCGGUUAUAUCGGCGAUGCCAGCCGUGGCACACCCUACGACUGCCAGCCGGACAACAAUGGUCCACAACCGCCGCAGCCGGAGCCGGACAAUCAGCGUGGUUGCCAUUGGUGCAACAGCGACGGCACCGAGGACUGCCGCGGUGGAGUCUGCUACUGCAGGCGAAAUGUGGUGGGAAGUCGCUGCGAUCAGUGUCGCGAGGGUACCUUCGGUCUGUCGCCCCUACAUCCGGAUGGCUGCAAGGAAUGCUACUGCUCGGGCCAGGCGACCCAAUGCCGCUCCGCGUCCGUCUAUCGUCAGCUGAUCGCCGUGGACUUUAUAAGCAACAAGGCGCUCAUCACCGAUGAAUAUGGCCAACAGAUGGAGAUGGAUGACACGAAUCUGAGCAUGGAUAUACGCAAUAAUAUGUACACCUACACAUACCAAUCCUAUUCGCCCAAAUACUGGAGUCUGCGCGGCAAUGUCCAGGGCAAUCAGCUGCAUGCCUAUGGCGGCAUGCUGAACUACACUCUGAUCACGGAAUCGUUCGGCAACUAUGAGCCCGGCAACGAUGUGGUGCUCAUUGGCAAUGGCAUACGCCUGGUCUGGUCCCGACCGGCCGCGGAGUCCCAUCUCGAUGAGUACAGUGUGCGCCUCAGCGAGGAGGAGCAGUGGCAGCGUUUGGAUAGCGGCAGCGCCGUACCGGCUACACGUAACGACAUCAUGAGCGUGUUGACCAACGUGGAGCAUCUGCUGAUACGUGCCACACCCAAAAUACCCACCACACGGACAUCCAUACGCGACGUCACACUGGAACUAUCUGUGGAGCUGGCACAGCCGGGCGCCGAGCCUGCCAUCGACAUUGAGGUCUGCCAGUGCCCAGCUGCCUAUACGGGCAACUCGUGCGAGAAUUGCGCCCCGUUGCACUACCGUGAAGAGAGUGGACAGUGCCGUGCUUGUCCCUGCCAGGAGGAUAAUACGGAGAGCUGCUAUCUGGGCAGCAGCGGCUAUGUCGAAUGCCAGUGCAAGACACGCUUCACAGGCGAUCGUUGCCAGGAUUUCGACACAUCUCGCAUUAUUGAAGAACCGCCCAAGAUAUGCGAUAUAAGCAGGGGAUUCUGUUGCAACGGCUUUCGGUUCGAUAUUGAGCCCAACGAGACAAUAUCGUAUAAUGACACUCUACUGAUAUAUAAGGGCAACAGAGUUAUAGGAAAUAUAACCAAACUGCGCCACGGCUGCCAUCAGCGAGACUAUGGAACACCGGAGCCAACGCCAACCGAACAGCCCGAUAAUAUACGCACCCAGAUCAUAGUGUCGAUAUCGAAGCCACAGAUCACCAUAAUGCCGGUGGGUGGAUCCAUGUCCCUCCACUGCAACGGUCGCAUGAAGUGGAAUAAUGAUCCGGUCUUUGUCAGCUGGUACAAACAGCACAGCCGACUGCCCAACACAGCCGAGAUCGAGGGCGGAGUCCUCCAUUUGUAUAAUCUGCAAAUUGCCGACUCCGGCGUCUACAUCUGUCAGGCGGUCAACAAUCAGACCUCGCGCGUCUUCGAGGACAAGGUCUCCAUCACCAUAUCAAAUCAAUCGCAACGCUCGCCCGCCCAGAUCGUUAAUUUGCCCAGCACGGUGACCUUUGAGGAGUAUCAAACGAACGAGAUCAGCUGCGAGGUCGAGGGCAAUCCCGCACCGACUGUCACCUGGACGCGCAUCGAUGGCCAGGCGGAUGGACACAUGCGCACCGAUAACAAUCGCCUGAUCUUCGAAUCGCCGCGCAAAUCGGACGAGGGACGCUACCGCUGCCAGGCGCAGAACCAAUACGAUUCCGAUGAGAAAUAUGUCCAGGUCUAUGUGCGCGGCAAUGCACCACAGCCGCCGCCGCCGGUCCGCGAGCGCGUCUACAUCCAGCCGGAGGAGUACAACGGCGAGGCCGGCGACACCGUCCGCUUCACCUGCCAAUCGACCAGCGGCGCCCAGCUGCACUACGAGUGGCUGCACGACGGCUAUCCACUGAACGGCCAGCGCAACAUCCUGAUUAGCGGCGACAUGCUCGAGAUCCGCGAUGCCACCGGACGCGACUCCGGCGUUUACACCUGCGUCGGCAUCGAUUUGCGCACACGUCGCAAUUAUACGGAGGACGCUCGCGUCUAUAUUGAGCAGCGUCAGCUGCCGCCCUCUGGCGACGGCAUUUCGCCCCGUAUUGUGCGACUCAACGAUCAAACCUCCAUCGAUCAGGGCACCGACUUUAGCAUUACCUGCGAGUCGAGCGGCUCACCGUAUCCAAACAUCAAGUGGAUAAAGGUCGGCGAACCGAUGGCCGCCAAUGUCCAUCAAACCGGCAAUGUGCUGCGCAUUAUCAAUGCCAUACCCGAUAAUCGCGGCGUCUACGUUUGCACCGCCGAAAAUCCACACGGAUCAGAUCAGUCCAGCACUAGUAUCGACGUUGAACCUCGGGAGCGUCCGAGCGUUGAUAUAAAUCCGGCGGCGCCACAGACGUACACCGUCAGCGCCCAGGGCAUGCUUUACUGUUCCGUCAAUGGCAUACCCGAGCCGACGGUGCAGUGGCGCCGCAUCGAUGACAAGCCCCUCUCGCCCCGACACAGGCUGAUCAGCCCCGGCUACAUACUCAUUGACGACAUACAGAUCGCCGAUGGCGGUGAGUACGAGUGUGUUGCGGAGAAUUCCGUUGGACGCACCACCGGCAUUGCCGUGCUGCGUGUGGUGGAGCCACCGAUUAUACAAAUCGAACCGGACAAGUCGCUGGUGCGCUACACCGAGGGCGAUGAGGUGCGCAUUACAUGCAUCGCCAGCGGCUCGCCGAAUCCCACGGUGCACUGGGACAACCAGCCCGUAUCGCUGGAGGGCCGACAACAGGGCGAGAAUACGGCCUAUCUGAAUAUCUAUCGGGUGACCCAGGCCGAUGCCAAGGUCUACACGUGCCGGGCCAACAAUGAGGCGGGCACCGAUGAGCGCACCAUACGCAUCGAUGUGCAGCCCAAGCGUGGCGAUAUUGGUGAUUCUGACGGCGAUGUGGAACACGAUCCCUAUCAGCAGCCGUACUACCCACAGCCACCCACAAUUCGUCCGUACCCGAACCAGGAUAACAGCCAGAGAUUCUCAACCAAUCUGGGCGACAAUGUGACCCUCACCUGCGAUCUGGCACCGUAUUUGAGCACCCAGUGGGCACGUGUCGAUGGCGAGCCGCUGCUGGCGAACGCCCACUCCGAACGCAAUCGUCUGACGAUCACAUUCGUCGAGGAACAGAAUCUGGGACAGUAUCGCUGCAAUGCCGUCGAUCAGCGCGGCACGGUUGUGACCUAUGUGGUUAGGGAACUGGUCCUCUUACCGCUGCCACAGAUCACGUUCCGGCCCAAUAUACCGCUCGAAGUGGAGGCCGAUCGCAAUGUGGAGAUCUUCUGCCUGGUGACGGGCGCCCGGCCCGAGAAUGUGCACUGGGCCACCGACAAUAACCGACCACUGCCCAGCUCGGUGCACAUUGAUGGAGCGACUCUGCGCUUUAUAGCCAUAACGCCGGCCGAUGCUGGCGGCUAUAGCUGCACGGCCUCGAAUGAGUAUGGCAACGUUAGCAAGACCGCCCAGGUGGUGGUCAGGCCGCCGACAUUCUACACACAGCAGCCGCAGUCGCUGCAGCAGGAGAGCCGCGAGGGGGAGAGCAUUCACCUGCGCUGCAGCGUGACCACGCAGCGCGGCGAGCAGCGCAGCAAUACUCAGUUCCACUGGUACCGCGAGGAUGGACGCCCGCUGCCAAACAAUGCACGUCCCGAAAGCCAGGUCCUGAUCCUGACAUCGCUCCGUGCCGAGGAUGCCGGUCGCUACGUCUGCGAUUCGUAUGACAUCAAUACCCGACAGCGUGUGCCCUCCACCUACAUCGAUUUGCAGUUAAUCAAUGCAUCGGGCAUGCCCAACCCGGGCGCAUAUCUGCCGCCCUCGAGGGCCACGCCCCCGCCAGAGCCUCUGGUGCCACGCGACUACAGCCUCAAACUGGAUCAGCAGUCAUCGAAGUUGCGAGUCGGCGAAUCCACCGAAGUCGAAUGCUACUCCUCGGACAACAGCUACACGGAUGUGAUCUGGGAACGUUCCGAUGGUGCACCGCUCUCCGCCAACGUACAGCAAGUGGGCAACCGUCUGGUCAUCGCUCAGGUGACCGCCGCGGAUGCUGGCAACUAUGUGUGCAAAUGCCGCACGGAUGAUGGUGAUCUGUAUACGACAAGCUAUGAGCUGGCCAUUGAGGAGCAGCCGCAUGAGCUGCGCCGUCCAAAGAUCGUGCACGCCCAGGUAGGUGAUCGGGCCCAAUUGAACUGUGACGCCGAUGAGAGCCGUCAGCCCACUUAUCGCUGGACACGCCAAUACGGACAGCUGCAGCCGGGUCGCGAUAUACUCAGUGAUAAGCUGUUGCUGCAGGAUGUGCAGGCCAAUGAUGCCGGCAGCUACAUCUGCACCGCCAUCUAUAGCGAUGGCGAAUCCGUGGACUAUCCAAGCAUAUUGGGCAUCACUGGCGUCAUACCGCAGUUCCAUCAGCAGCCGCUCAGCUACAUGAGCUUCCCCACACUGCCCGACUCCUCAUUCAACUUCAACUUCGAGAUCACCUUCCGCCCGGAAUCGGCCAACGGUCUGCUGCUCUUCAAUGGACAAACGCGAGGAACUGGCGACUAUAUAGCGCUCUCCCUUAAGGAUCGCUACGUGGAAUUCCGCUUUGAUUUUGGCGGCAAGCCGAUGGUGGUCCGUGGCGAACAGCCGAUCGAAUUGAAUGAAUGGCAUACGGCUCGGGUGCAUCGCUCCCGUCGCGAUGGCUACAUCCAGUUGGACGAACAGCAUCCGGUGGCAUUCCCCACGCUGACACAAAUACCGCAGCUGGAGCUAAUUGAUGAUCUUUACAUUGGCGGCGUGCCCAGUUGGGAUCAGCUGCCCGCCGAGGCGGUGGCCCAGCAAACGGGCUUCGUGGGCUGCAUCAGUCGCCUCGCGCUCCAGGGUCGCACCAUUGAACUGAUGAAGGACGCCAAAUUCAAGGAGGGCAUCACCAGCUGCAAGCCCUGCGCCGACUCACCCUGCGCCAACGGCGGCAUCUGCCUGGAGAGCCAAACGGAACUGGCCUACACCUGCGUCUGCCAACAUGGCUGGACCGGACGCAACUGCGCCGUCGAGGGCACCCAGUGCACGCCGGGCCUGUGCGGCGCCGGUCGCUGUGAGAACACCGAACUGGACAUGGAAUGCCUCUGCCCGUUGAAUCGCACCGGCGAUCGGUGCCAGUACAUGGAGCACCUGAACGAGCAUAGUCUCAACUUCAAGCGCAACAGCUAUGCGGCCUACGGCACACCUCGCGUAUCGCGCAUCAAUGUGACCCUGUCGCUGCGUCCAUCGAGCCUGCGAGAUGCGGUGCUGCUGUAUGCGGCCGAGUCGAAGCUGCCCAGCGGCGACUAUGUGGCGCUGGUGUUGCGCGACGGCCACGUGGAGCUGAUCAUUAACACGGCGGCGCGGCUAAAGCCGGUGGUGGUGCGCUCGCAGAGUCCGCUGCCGCUGCACAGAUGGACGCGCGUCGAGCUGUUGCGCCGCCAGGGCGAGAGCAUACUCCGUGUGGGCGAUGAGCCCGAGCAGCGUGCCAAGGCGGCGGGUGCACCGCGCACACUCUCGCUGAAGACGCCGCUGUAUGUGGGCGGCUAUGAUCGGGCGACGGUCAAGAUCAAUCGGGAUGUGAACAUUACGGAUGGCUUCGAUGGCUGCAUUUCGCGGCUGUACGACUCGAUGCGACCCGUUCAGCUGCUGGCGGGCAUCAAGGAUGCGGCCAAUGUGCAGAACUGCAACGAACUCAACGAGAUUGGCGACAGCGACUCCGAUGGCGAGCAGCUGUCCAUGGGCGGGCCAGCACCGUCAGCCAGCGCUGGCACCUCCUCCCACGAGGAGGAGCAACAGCCCUAUGUUGCGGCGUCACCCUGCGCGAAUGAGCCCUGCGAGAACGGCGGCACCUGCACCGAGCUGGAGCAGCAUGCGAUCUGUGCCUGCGGCGUUGGCUACAGUGGCAAGCACUGCGAGGAGCACAUCCAAGUGAGCUUCAAUGCCUCGUUCCGCGGCAACGGCUAUCUGGAGCUAGAUCGCAACCAGUUCAGCUCGCAGGUGGAUCAGCAGUACACCUCGGCGGUGGUCGUCUUUUCCACCAGCAAGCCCAACGGCCUGCUGCUCUGGUGGGGCCAGAACGCUGGCGAGGAGUUUACCGGCCAGGACUUUAUAGCAUUAGCCGUCGUCGAUGGCUUUGUGGAAUAUGCACUGCGUCUGGACGGCGAGGAGGUGGUCAUACGCAAUGUGGACACGCCCGUCGAUGAUGGACAGCGUCACAUUGUGCUGGUGAAGCGUGCGGAUAACACGGCCAUACUGGAGGUCGAUCGCAUCUCCGAUUCCGGCGAGACACGGCCAACCAGCAAGAAGGAGAUGCAUCUGCCCGGCAACGUCUAUAUUGGUGGCAUACCGGACAUAUCGAGCUUCACGGGCAAACGCUACACGCACAACUUCAACGGUUGCAUUGUCUUUGUCGAAGGCGAAGCCGUCGGCCAGAUCAAUCUGGGCAAGGCCGCUGUCAAUGGCGUCAACGUGGAUACCUGCCCCGUUAACGAUGAGGCCCUGGGCGGCACCGAACCACCCGUCGUCUAAGGCGACACACAGAAGAGAAGAAAGAAAACAAAACAAAACAAAACAAGAAAAAAAAAAAACAACAAUCCCACAACAGAAGUUAGCUUUUUUUUUAAAAUAAACUUUUUUUUAUAUAUAUAUACUAUGUUAGACUAUGGAAUAUCUAUAUAUAUAGAACAAGAGGGACAAUUUUACACAAUGCGCUAAUUUUUGAUAUCGAAAAGAAAACCAUCGAUAAAAACGAAACAAAGAAACGAAAUGUUGCAAUUGCUUCUACAACUUUUAAUACUGUUAAUCUUAAAAGUUGCACAAAAAUUAUUGAAAUAAUUAUAGAAGAAAACAAAAAAACAGAAAAAAUGAAAGAAGAAAAACAACUAACUUUAAACGUACAACGGCCAUAAGAAGUGAAAACUCGUAACGAAACAAUAAAGUUAAAUGGAUUCAUAACUACAGUACAUAUAAAUAUAUAUAUAUAUACCUAUAUAUAGAACCUUAAGGCCCAACUAACUCGAACACACACAAAACAAGAUCAACAAGAACAAGAAGAAGAAGAACAACAACAACAACGGAUACUAGCCAAGAACAACAAGAACAAACUACAUAUACAUAACCAAAAUGAUAUAUAAGCCAUUUUAUAAAAAUUAUAAUAAUAAUAUUAAUUUUUUUUUUUUGUUUUUUUGCUCAUCAAAUCUUAAAAUCUUUUCAUUUUCGAUGAUUUCUUUUCGUUGAGAGCCCAGUGGAAAAUGUUGUGCAGCUUGACAAUUAACAGAUCCUAAUCUAACCUCACAAAAAUUGCUUAUGACACACACACACACACACACUCACACACUCACGCACACACACAAGCACAUGCACAAAGUUUAUAAACUUAAACUAAAUAUACUUAUACUACAGUUUAUUGAACAAGAAUAAAAGUUACAAAAAAAAAUUCAAA